AUGCAGUCCCAGGAUCCACACCACCCCCAGGGGGACCCCAGGGCCCAGCCAGGCCAGCGCAGGAAGUUGCCGAAGGUGUGCUCUGAGGGAGAAAGCAGGCCGGAGGGUAGCGUGGGCUUCUGCCCCUUCUUGGAUCUGGCGCCAGGAGCCCUGCAAGUGUGGGUGAAGGACGGCAGCAAGAUCCGGAACCUUCUCGCCUUUGCCGCCAUUCGCAUGGAGAAGCCCUCCAUGCGCACCAUUGUCUUCAAUGGCAUCGGCCAUGCGACCUCCAAGACCAUCUCGUGCGUUGAGAUCCUCAAGCGCCGCGUGGGCGGGCUGCACCAGGUCACCCGGCUGUACCUCUACAGCGCACAUGAGUUGGCGCAGCUACCCCGUCCCUGGCCCUUGUCCACUUCCAGGCCCACUAGUCACAGGACUGUCCCUGGCCUCUCCAUCUUGCUGUCCAAAGAUGCACUGAACCCGCGCCAACUGGGCUACCAGCUCCCCAGUCCCCAGCAUGGCCCCUCCAUCCAGCCAAUGACAUCUGCAUCCAGCUCGACUUCAGGGGAACCUUCAGCAGUGGCAGGCUCGGCAAAGGAGUCGUCGCCCUGCCCAGGUGUCCCACCGGAGGACCCCAGCAACUGA
Condylura cristata (star-nosed mole) is the source of this 624-nucleotide messenger RNA. Its product is annotated as ribonuclease P protein subunit p25-like. The coding region runs from base 1 to 624 and encodes 207 amino acids. Gene Ontology annotation, biological process: tRNA 5'-leader removal. The record is from RefSeq and is a predicted model, not a curated record. Gene Ontology annotation, cellular component: ribonuclease MRP complex. NCBI's taxonomy places the organism in Eukaryota, Metazoa, Chordata, Mammalia, Eulipotyphla, Talpidae. The transcript has a single exon. Gene Ontology annotation, molecular function: RNA binding.